This is a messenger RNA of Pygocentrus nattereri (red-bellied piranha), 1910 nucleotides long. RefSeq names its product BCL2 family apoptosis regulator BOK b (gene bokb). The coding region runs from base 484 to 1077 and encodes 197 amino acids. Gene Ontology annotation, biological process: regulation of apoptotic process; extrinsic apoptotic signaling pathway in absence of ligand; intrinsic apoptotic signaling pathway in response to DNA damage. Gene Ontology annotation, molecular function: protein homodimerization activity; protein heterodimerization activity. The transcript has 4 exons. Lineage: Eukaryota; Metazoa; Chordata; Actinopteri; Characiformes; Serrasalmidae. The record is from RefSeq and is a predicted model, not a curated record. Gene Ontology annotation, cellular component: mitochondrial outer membrane.
GAUCACUCUGGGAGGCAGAAGAUGAAGGAACGCUCAGCGUUUGGGACGAAGUGAAGUGAGAGUUUACUCUGGUUUACCUGCGGGACGAGCUCAGAUGAGUACCAGGUGAGAGCCUGAGUGAACCGGUUUGGUUUGAAGACGUGCACAAGUGAGAAAGACGUGCACAAGCUUCUCCACUGCCUUUUCCCACAACCUUUCCAUCCAGUUUGGCAAGGAAAUGAGAAAACAGAGCACCUGAGAGAGGAUCUAGAAGAAAAACCAUGCUUAAUUUCCUUCAUUGAGCUCAGCAUUGACCUGCUGGUUGAGGUGGUCAUAAACAACCUACCAUAGCCAGAAGAAACCCCGAAGACCAAGUAGGAAUGGGCUCCUGGCUUCCUGGUGGUUGCUGAGAGGGCUCCAGUGCACUGGAUAUAGCAGAAAAGGUGUUUUUCUCCAGGCAGUUGGGUGGAACCUGAUGAACUUGAAGGUCUGAAGAUCCUCAGGAUGGAUUUGGUGGACCGAGUGCCCAGUGAGAAGGAACUGGUUUUCCAGUCUAGGAUUCUUUGCAGGGACUUCAUAUACUCCAGGAUCACCAGAGAAGGUCUCAGCUGGUCCAAAGUUGAAGCUUCCCUGCCUGUUCCAGAUGGAGCUCUUGGAGAUGUCUCAAUGGUGCUCCUCAAGUUGGGUGACGAGCUGGAGUACAUGAGGCCGUACAUCUACAGAAACAUCGCAAAGCAGCUCAGCAUCUCCGUGUCCGUGGAGACUGUGGUGUCCGACGCUUUUCUUUCUGUGGCAACAGAGAUCCUGUCUUUGGGGAUCACAUGGGGAAAGGUGGUGGCGAUCUUUGCAGUCGCCGGGGGUCUGGCGGUGGACUGUGUGCGACAGGGUUAUCCGUCCAUGAUCCACACCAUAGUGGACAGUCUGGGGGAGUUCGUCAGAAAGAGCUUGGUGCCCUGGCUCAAGAGGAGAGGAGGAUGGGGGGACAUUUCAAAGUGCGUGAAGAACAUGGACAGUACGGCUCAAUCCCAUUGGCUGUCCACAGUCGUGUCCACCUGGAGACACGUUGUGAAGACUGUGUACAUCUACCUGAUGAAGUAACUGUGGGCCUGGCUGAACUGAACCGCCAGAUAACUGAAUCUGAACCACCACCUGAAGGAGGCAUUUUGCUGCCCACACCCUAUAUGCUUCUCAUAAUGAACAAAUAGCUCCCUCUAGUGGUUGCACAUUGUAAUACACACAUCUAAAGUCAGUAUAUAUGGCUGAAUCUCAUUUAACAUAAGACUCAGAAUUAUUUGGAAAGAAGUAAGGUGUUUUCUGAGGUGCAGGCUAUAAAUAAGUGUGCAAUAUCAGUUUUAUGGUGUGAAAAUGACGCCUGGUAGCCGUAGCCAUGAAACUGGUCUCAGCAGAAUCGCUGGUUCUGGAUCAGUUCUGAUUUGUUUUAGCGCUUAGUCUCUGAGUAUAUCAUUGUUGCCAGGUGGAAACAUGAUCUACCCUCCUAGAUUCUUGGAGUCCUAAAAUAUUAUUUAUUUUUAUAUAUUUAAAUGUAUAUUUUAGCAAUUUUUAAUGCUGCUUACAUGUUGGUCUCCUAACAUAACAUAUUUUAUACUGCAUGCUUUUGUGUGAGGUGUUUGAACUUUUAAUCUGACUUCUUUACUCACUGAGUCACGAUGCAAUUUGACUUGUUUUUGUGUGUGUGUGUGUGUGUGUGUGUGUGUGUGUGUGUGUGUGUGUUUGUACUGUUUCCACUCGCUACUAUAUGCAUGUUAGAAUAAAGACUUUAUCUAUAUUGAUUUGGAAAUGGUCAUUUUAUUGAAGCCAAGAUGAUUCUCAUUCAUAUGAUCUUGUUUACGUUGUGAACUCUUCAUCCUGCAUUGCAUUAUUAAUGCUCUCCACAAAGCACAGAAGAGCACAGAAUAGCACAUAGUGAUAUU